AUGUCAUCACCACAGAAGACCAAAGCAACUAAACCCCGUCAUGUUCCGACGCAUCCUGGAUACAAAGAAAUGAUAAUCGCUGCAAUCAAAUCACAAGAAGAAAAGAAAGGAUCUUCCCGAGUAUUUAUACGCAAAUAUAUCGAGGAAAAUUUCGAAGCCAAGCAACAAGGUUUCACCACACAUUUGAAUAGAAAUCUCAAGAAAUUAAUUGAAUCAGAAUUUCUGUUUCAUCCAAAAACUUCCCCUGGAUGUUACAAAAUCAACAAAGCUGAACUCGCUAAAGAAGAAAAGGAAGCCAAGGCGAAAGUAAGAGCUGCAAUCAAGAAGCAGCAGGCCAAAGAACAACUCGAAAAACAAAAAUUGAAACAAGCCCAAAAGAAACAAGUGACAAAGGAAAUUGCUAAAAAGAAAACUGACUCCACAAAAAAGACAACAAAAACAGUAAAAUCAAAAGUGGAAAGCAAACCAGAAAAGUCUGACAAGGACUCUAAGAAAACGACAAAGAAAACAAUUACCAAGAAAAAAGUGGGAACUUCAAAGAAGACCCAGAAAAAGUCAGCAAAAAUUUCGACCAAGUAG
This is a messenger RNA of Styela clava, 579 nucleotides long. RefSeq names its product histone H1-like. Gene Ontology annotation, cellular component: nucleosome; nucleus. The record is from RefSeq and is a predicted model, not a curated record. Gene Ontology annotation, biological process: chromosome condensation; nucleosome assembly; negative regulation of DNA recombination. Gene Ontology annotation, molecular function: double-stranded DNA binding; nucleosomal DNA binding; structural constituent of chromatin. Lineage: Eukaryota; Metazoa; Chordata; Ascidiacea; Stolidobranchia; Styelidae.